Paramecium primaurelia is the source of this 280-nucleotide messenger RNA. The record is from the annotation of a GenBank genome assembly. NCBI's taxonomy places the organism in Eukaryota, Ciliophora, Oligohymenophorea, Peniculida, Parameciidae.
AUGCUGAAAUUUUUAUAAGAGCUAUUCUUUUGUAAUUUGUUUUAUUAAAUAUUAGAGCAAUUUAAGAAGUUGAUAUAAAAUUUGGAUUGAUUAAAUUUGUGAGUUUAGAUUAAUUGACUCUUAAAUAUUUUUCUUAUGAAUUAAUGAAAUAAUUAGAUGAAUUAAAAAUUCCAUAUUUAAACUGCGAUAUCAAUAAUUUCUUAAUUUUUUCUGUAUAAAAUUGAUUACAACAUACAUUUAGAAAAUGGAGAAGAUACUAAAUAAGAGGUCUAUCUUUUGA